AUGUGGUUUAUCCUUCUGAUUGCUUUGGGAUUAGGAUUGAAUUGUCCAUAGGUGUUUUAUUUGAGCAACUUCUAAGAACAAGCGAACUUGAUCACCUAUUAGAGUGAUUAUAAUUAUAUUAUGGCAUCUGUCUAAAAUGCAAUAGUUUUUAUUUAAGCUGAGUCAGGAACGCUGAGAUAAUUAAAGCCAAGUAAGUUAAUAUAAGUAACCAGUUGAUGGAUAGAGCGUAACCUUUAUGUAGACCCAACAGGGAUAUUUGUUUGUAGGCAAAACAAAUCAAUUACAAAUUUAUAGUUUAGAUGAAGAUAAUCCAAUACAAGGAUAGUUGUCAUUUUCAGGCAAUAUCAACUAUUUGUAAUAUGCAAAUGAUGUAAUCAGUAUUGCAACAGAUCAAAGCGAGGCUCUGAUUUGGAAUAUGGCACAAAAUAAUAUUUUAGGAAGAACAAAAUGUAAGAGAUUCUAUAUAUUAGAAAUUUAGCAUAAUCUUUAUCGAAUAUAUUAAUAAAUUAUCAAGUUUAGAUCGACUAAUAUGCAGACAACAUCUUAAUUGGGAUUACUAGUGGCGGAACCUAUCAAUUGGAGUACUACUCCUCAUAUAUGUAAUAAUUCUUGUAAAGUUUCACAUUAACUUAAUUUGAUUUAAGUCAAAUGACAUCAACUCAAUAAGAUUAAACCAAUAUUAAUACUUUCUUUUAUGCCGUAUCCUCGACCACUCUGACCAUAUACAAGGUCAAUAAUAAUGCUUAGACAAUUUCACUCACUAGUCAAACUGUUAAUUUAGGGAUAAGUCCAAUAAGCAUGUAUUUGAUUUAGGAUGAGAUCAUCUUCUUCUCUGCUAAUUGCUAGUUUCAAAGAUACAACAUCAAAUAAAAUAGUUUAGGAACUGUCUCUUCAUGGAUUUCAGCUGCUUCUUGUCCAAACAAUAUAAAACAACUGCUUUUUAACUAUGAUGAUCUAAUAAUUAUCAUAUUGAUCAACAAUCCUACUGAUGGAUCAGAAAUGAUUCAAUUAUACUAAGUAGAUCAAAAUCUUAGUGGUACCAAAAUUCGAUCAUUUUAUUACUCCACCUAAAGUAUUAGUGCAUCAUAUAUGUUAAAAUCUUAAUAUGUUUUACAAGUAGGUUCAACCAGCAGCAACAUUCAAGUAUUCAAUCAAUGGUUUUAAUUAUAAUAAAUAAUAACAAUCAAUAAUAACAACAAUCCUGCCAUACAAAUAAUCUAAUCUGAUUUAAUUUUGAUUCUUUAUGCAAAUGGUCUGGUAAUCUCAUUAUCCGAAACAUCAUUCACUUGUCAGUUUACCUAGUAUCAAUGCUAUACAUACAAUUUAUAAACUUAAUUUCAAUCGUAGAAUGUUGCAACCUACACCACUCAAUUGAUCUAAUAAUUUCAGUAUAAUAAUGUAAUCUAUGUGGCUUAUGCUUUGGACCAAGUUAUUAGUUUCUAUAGUUUUACAAACAAUGCCUUUAGUAAUAUUCCCACAAACUAAUAAAAUUUGCAGAGUAACAUUGUGUAAAUGCUGAUCACUAGCAAUUCUAUUUAAGUUCUAUUAUCAAGCAAUUACUUAAAUAGUUAUCCUCUUAGUAUAGCCAUUUAGUAAGAGAACACUCCAGGUUCAAUUAAUUUGUAAUUGCAGAAUGUGAAAUAGGUUACUUAGGAUCAAACUUAUUAAGUGAUUACUAAUGGAUAAGCAAUUCAAAUCAGUUUGCUUAGUAAUCCCUCCAAUCCUGUAGUCUUGCAAUGUAAUUAUCUUCAUUUAUAUAAUCAAAGAGCCCGGACAAUCAUACAAACAAAUUCAAAUUUAUCAAGAUUACUUGUUGGUCUUAGAAUAGCAAUCGUACACGUUGUCAUUUUACUAAUUAAGUUCUCUUAUUCAAUAAAUUGAUCAUGCUGCUUAUGUGAUCAGGACCCAAUAUUUUAGCUAGAAUUUUAUUUUGAAUAAUAACUAUCUAAUUAUCUAGUUUAAACAGUAUGUAAUGACCUUGCAACUGAAUGAGUACUUUUCAAUAUACUCAAAUGGUUUUGAAUGUGAAUUCACUCAAACAUAUAGCAGCAAUGUCUUCUCUUAUAUUAAUACUUAAAUAUCAUUAACCAAUUUUUACAUUUUAUAUUAGACAUUGGAUAAUUUAUUUUCUGUAAGAGGUACAAUAAACAUCAACAAAUAAAACAUCGAUUGGGAUAGAAUCAUCAUAGAUUAGGGGAUCAACCAAAGUGUGAAAUUGUAUUUUAUAGGGAUUUCUCCCUCAUAAUCUAGUUUGAUCAUUAGGAAAAGCAUCGAAAAGUUUAAUGAAGUCCAUUUUCAGGAUCUUACCAUAAUUGUCCCACUUUGUAAAUUAUAUUUCAGCAAUAUCAUAUUGAGUAACAUUGAGAAUUGCUAAAUUACAAAUGCACAAUCAUAGCAAUGCCCAUAUUUAAUUUUGGAUAAUGUGUAUCAACUAACUUUGUAAAAUUUCAAAGUUAAUAAUUUCGAGAUGUCAUACCCAUUAAUUUAAUCAAGCCAAGGAGCUUACAUUCAAAUAGAAAACCUCUAAAUAUCAGGUUCUAAAUUGUAACAGUUAGUGUAAAUCACAGAUAAAACCUCAUUAACAUUAAAUACUAUAACUAUUUCUAAUUCAUAAUGUUCUUCAUCUGCAACCUCAAUGAAUUAAUUAUUCCAAUAUUACUAACUUCAGGCAUCAGAUGUAACUAUUAAUUAAAACCAACUUUGCAGCACAAUCUUUAAUAAUAUAUUAAUAGAAUCAUUACAAUCCAUCUUAAUUAAGUUAACUAAUGUGAUUAUUUAAGAUAAUAGUUUUUCAUCGUAUUUAAAUGCAGCCAUUCUUAACCAACAGUUGAGUAAUCUAUUCUAUCAAUCAGUAAUUACUUUAAAUACAGUGCAACUUUUUAACAACCAGUAUUAAUAAGGUAUCAAUUACGCUUUUAAGUUUUCUUUUGGAAUGAAGAUUGAUGCAUCACACCUCAUCUUGGAUAAUAGUUCAUUUUAUGCAUAAACAUUUGAUUCUAUGACUCUAAAUGAUUUUACAUUUUCAAGUCCAUCCACUUUAAGUCUUGUUAUUUCUGAGAUACCCUAGAUUGACAUAUAAUAUAUCUACUUUGAUCAAGGAACGAUAUAUUAAGAUGGAUUAAUCACAAUAUCCAACCAAAAUGAUUAUGAUUGCUCAUAAGCCAAUUCAUGUAGUAUCUAGAUGUCAUCAGUGAGCAUUUUGAAUUUCAAAAUUACUUCGACUUCUUUGUUAAACACCUGUUAUGGGAUACUAAUUGAUGUCAAAAGCUAAUUUGUUGUUAGCCUAUCAUUUAUUUCAAUUUAGAACCUAUAAUUAAAGUAGGCAGAUUAAAAUUUUAUAGUGUCAUCAACUGGUUUAUAUUUUAAAGGAUUUCAAUCCCAAUUAUCUAUUGAUUCAUCUAAUUUCAAUAACAUUAACUGUAGUAUUGGCACAAGCUUAUUGGUUUUGAAUGCUCAGGCCAUAACCUUAAGUUCAUCAAUUGUAAAUUAUUUUAAUGCUACUGAUUCAACAUAUCAUGGAGUUCAAGAUGUAAUUGGUGGAAUUGCAUAAGUUUCAUGUACCACGCUAUAUGUUUAGAAUAGUAAUUUCAUGUAAGUGUAUUCUUAUAGUGGUUCUGUCUUUUUAAUACAGAUGUUUCACUCAGCUUCAUCUAGCCCAAAAAUCACCUUUACAAAUAACUAAAUCAACAAUGUGUUUUCAUUUGGAAAUGGUGCCAUUUAUAUAGACAACACUUUAGAAAAUACAAUAAUCACCUUAUCCUAUAAUCAAAUCAAUUCAAUAUUCUCUUUAUAAGAAGGAGGCUUUUUAUUCUUUCAAAAAGAAGAAACAACUACUUAUCCAUAUUUAAAUUUCACAAAUGUUGAUGUGUCUAAUAUUUCCAAUGUGUCUCCAUACAAAUUUAACAAAUAAUUAAUCCUCAUAGAAAAUACCUUUUCAAACAUUUACUCCCAAAAUGGAUCCAUUUUUAAAUUAGAGUUAUUCAACAUAACAAUGAAGAACAACACGUUUUCAUACAAUAAUUUAACUUAAACACCUGCAGUCUUUAAUCCUUAUCAAUUAAAUUAAGGUUCCUUAUUCUAUCUUGAGCACUGUGUAUUUAGUGCCAUCUAAUUGAAUAUUAAGAAUAUAUAAUCAUUCUCUACUCAAGCCUAGGAAGGAUAGAUCAUUUAUGCAAACCAAACUUGGAUUUCUAUUUAAUAAAGCAACUUCUCUAACAUUAUUACAAAGAAUUCGCAUUUAAUAUAUUUAAUGGCUUCUUAUCUUAGUGUAAAUACACUAACCUUGUAGAAUAUUAGUCAGAUUGCUUAUAAAUUGAAUUCGAGUUUAAUUUAACUAUAUGAUUCUGCUACUUAUAUGUUAACUCCAUAACUCAAGUAACUAUCUUGUGAUCCUUCUAAUUGUUUAUCAAGUGGAUUUUAUUUAAAGAAUACUCAUUCAUACAUAAAAGGAGGAUUAUGCUAAGGAAAUAAGGGAAACUUUGGGAGUUGUUUUUAUUUGACAUUAAAGGAGUAAUUCGCAUAGUUUGAGAAUGUUAGUAUGAUAAAUAAUUAUGCAUAAUUUGAUGGCGGAUCCAUUCUAGCAGAUUUAUAGAACGUGUCUAAUUUGAAGGUCAUAAAUUGUACAUUCUCUUCGAAUGUAGUUUUAGGGUCAGGAGGAGGAUUAUAUAUCAAUUCAUUUGAUUAAUAAUUCAAAUUAUCGGAAGUAUUGGAUCUUCCAGUAAUUACCAUUACUUAAAGCUACUUUGUAAAUAAUGUCGCCUAUAAAUAUGGUGGAGGAAUAAAGACUUAAGUGUUCUCACCAUUAAUAAUUGGAGUCUAUUACUGGAAUAACAGUGCCUUGGUGGAGGGUGGUGAAAUAAGUUCAUAUCCGACUUAAUUAUAUUUGAGUGGACCCUUAGUAGAUUAAGGAGUGAUUCAAUAGGUAUAUGAUGAAAAACUAUAGCCAGCAAAUGGUUACUUUUUUGUGCAAGAUUCUGAAAAUGGUGAAUACAUUAUUAGUAAUUUCAAAAGUGGAGACACAAUGAAUACGCCCCUAUAAUUAGUAUUGAAAUCUUCCGACAAUAUCACUAUGUACAACGAAGAGUCUUAUUUAAAGAUCUUUCAAACAACUGAUUAAAAUUAUUCAUUAUCCAUUUCCAGUUCUGAUAGUCAAGUGAAAUUUGAUAAAACUGGAUUCUUUCUGGAUGGACUCACUCUGAUUGGAAUACCAAGUACUGAAUUCACUUAUUACUUUACAUCUGACGAAGUUAAGUCGACUAACUAUUUCAAUUAUUAUUACACAAACAAUUACAAUUACACUAUGAAGGUCAUCUUCCGUAAAUGUUUAUAUGGGGAAAUCAAACAGAGUUUUGACAGCCAAACCAUUUGCUAUAAAUGUCCCCAAGGCUUUUAUUCAUUUAGUAUUCCAACAGAUGAAGACCCUGGAUAAUGUUAAGUGUGUCCACUAGUAUCUACCUAUCACAUUUAGUGUUAUGGAGGAGCUGAGACAAACUUAGAAUCCAAUUAUUGGAGAGAGAACAUCACUACAUUAGAGAUCUAUAAAUGCGAUUCUUAAUUUAGCAAUUGCUUAGGUGGAGUCUCUUAAUCUCAAUGUGGUUUAGGGUAUAUGGGAAGGAUGUGCUAAUCCUGUGAUUAUAAUGACAAUUAUGCCAGAGAUACAAGAUCGAUGUGUGUUAUUUGCACUUAAGUAGAAUGGCCACUAGUUAUAAUAUUGUUAACCAGUAUUGGAGUUCUGAUAUAUUUCACUAUGUCCAUCUUCUUUCUGGCUUAAGAUGUUGUCAUCCUAUGUGUAUUGCCAUGCUUAAACUAAUUAUUGCCACCUUUAAAAAAGAUUGGAUCCAACUUAGGAUAAGUCAAAGAUUUGAAUUCAUUAAUGAAAAUAUUCUUGGCCUACUAUUAAAAGACUUCCUUAGUUACUAAAAUAGUUGUUGACAUUCCUUCCUAAUUGCAAGAUUCCCAAGAUCCUUCAAUUUUUGAUUUCUCUUUGGAAUGCCCUAUGAUCAAUGUAAAUAAUUACAUUCCUAUGGUUUAUGUGAAUUACAUUAUCGAAGUAAUGAAGCCAGUAUCAUCAAUGUUAUUUUUCAUGUUCAUAUGGACAAUCCUAUUUAGAAACUAAAAGAUUAAACGAGGAAUCUAUUACACUGCCACUUGGCUAGUCAUCUGGUUGUUUUACUUACCAAGUUUCUAUGAAAAAACUCUUUAAUUAUUGAAUUGCAAAGAUAUUGGAGAUGGCAGGUACCUCAAACCAGAUUUAAACCAAGAUUGCUAUGGCACUUAACAUUUCUUCUAUACUCUUUUUAUAUCCAUCCCAUGUCUAUUUUUCUUUGUCAUUUAUAUCCCUUGCAUGCUCUUAUAUCAUAUUAGAAAUGACAUGAGGAAGAAAGACAAGAGACCACUUAGAAAGUAUAAAUAUUAUUACAUUAAUGGUGAAUUCAGAGAAAAGUAUUAUUAUUGGGAGUUCGUCAGAUUGUUAGAAAAGAUUCUGAUCUAAACAGCUAUUGAAAUCUUCUUUUAUGAUAAUAUCUAUAUGGCAGAAUCAUGUUUAAUUAUAGUCUUGAUUUAUGGAGUUGCAUCAUUUGUGACACAACCUUAUGGUUACAAAAGAUAGAAUUUUGUAAAUGUCAUCUCUAGUUUCACUGCCUUUGGAACCAUUUACAUAGCACUUGUCAUUGCAUCUCUGAAGAAUCAAUUUAGUGAUCCUAAUGAACCGAUCAUCAUCUUUUUUGAAGUUAUAUUGGCUGGUAUCAAUGCAGUUUACGCUUUAUGGAUGGCUUGGAAAUUAUUUAUUGUAUUAAUGCCAGUUUUGUUUGUUAACAUUGAACAAAUUCAAAGAGUAAUUUAUUAUUAAUUCUUAGAAAGUAUCCAAUAUUAAAUAUUUAAGAAAACUCUUCUUAGGAGAGAGACUCAGAGCUAAACUAUUAUUCAAAUAAAUUGGUUAGAAAGUUGUUGUGAUCAAUUUAGUUAAGAAACAUGCCAUGAUGAGAUACUUGAAGAAGGAAUAGAAGGAAAAAUAACUCAUUGAAAUUGUAAUAAUCAUAUUCAAUUAAUUAUAGGAGGAUAAAAUUAGGAAUAGAAAGUAAACAGCAGCAUAGGAGGCAUUAAAUUAUAUUCUAAGGAAUAAUAUACAAUCAUCAGAAAUCAUACAAUUAAAGGAUAACAUUAUCAAUCAAGAAUAUUUGGAAUUAUAAGAUAAUUCAAAAUUAUGA
Molecule: messenger RNA, 7205 nt
Organism: Paramecium octaurelia
Lineage: Eukaryota; Ciliophora; Oligohymenophorea; Peniculida; Parameciidae
Source: the annotation of a GenBank genome assembly